CUUUUUAAUCCUUUGUUUAUUAUCUGCUCUUCGUCAACCCCUUCUAUCCUUCUUUCUCUCUUUUUAUGUCCUUGUCCUUUGACUUUACUCCCUCUUCUCUAUCCCAUUAUGAAGUUGACUAUAGCUUCGAGAUCUGAGAGAUCACAAUUCAUAUUGGAUUUAACUGGCUCCCCAGAAGAUGUCACAGUGGAAACUGUUCAAAAUGAAAUUACCAAACGAUACUCAAGACUCUAUCCUGCUCGCCAGCGCUUGACUACCGAGAAGGGUGUUCUCGAAAGAGGCAAAACUCUAGCGGACUACGGUAUCAUGGACGGUGAUACUGUUUUAUUCAAGGAUCUUGGCUCUCAAAUUAGCUGGCGUACUGUAUUUCUGAUUGAAUAUGGUGGACCUCUGGUGAUUCAUCCUCUGGUCUACUUGCUUCCAUCAUUGUUCUAUGGUCAGAAUUUUGAACAUAGUUGGAUGCAAACUGUGACCUUCUGGAUGGUGAUGCUUCAUUUCUUGAAGCGCGAAUAUGAGACAAUCUUUGUCCAUCGAUUCUCGCAUGGGACUAUGCCCUUCCGUAAUGUCUUCAAGAACAGUGCUCAUUACCAUUUACUCUCUGGCAUCAACCUUGCCUAUUGGGUCUAUGGUCCCUGGAACGCUGCUGGCACUAAACUCGCAGAAAGAAGUGAUCUACUUAUUUAUGGUUGCAUUGUCCUUUAUGCUUUUGCUGAACUCUCCAACUAUCACACACAUGUGACCCUUCGAAACCUUCGCCCUCCAGGAACCAGGGUCCGUAAAAUUCCUCGAGGCUAUGGCUUUGAUCUUGUCUCAUGCCCCAACUACUUGUUCGAGACCCUUUCAUGGCUAGCGAUCUGUAUCUUGACUCUCUCUUGGUCUGCCCAUUUGUUUUUCUUUGUAGCAGUGGGUCAGAUGUACAUCUGGGCUGUUAAGAAGCACAAGAUGUAUCGUAAAGAGUUUUCAGACUAUCCUCGUGGACGCAAGGCUAUGAUUCCAUUGAUAGCGUAAAUUAGAUAAUAAAGGAAUAUGACUUGAAC
This is a messenger RNA of Lobosporangium transversale, 1037 nucleotides long. RefSeq names its product 3-oxo-5-alpha-steroid 4-dehydrogenase-domain-containing protein. The record is from RefSeq and is a predicted model, not a curated record. Bases 109 to 1008 code for a protein of 299 amino acids. Gene Ontology annotation, biological process: very long-chain fatty acid biosynthetic process. The transcript is spliced from 3 exons. Gene Ontology annotation, molecular function: protein binding; oxidoreductase activity, acting on the CH-CH group of donors. Lineage: Eukaryota; Fungi; Mortierellomycota; Mortierellomycetes; Mortierellales; Mortierellaceae.